Cynocephalus volans (Philippine flying lemur) is the source of this 781-nucleotide messenger RNA. Its product is annotated as trafficking regulator of GLUT4 1-like. The transcript is spliced from 4 exons. Gene Ontology annotation, cellular component: membrane. Bases 1 to 765 code for a protein of 254 amino acids. The record is from RefSeq and is a predicted model, not a curated record. NCBI's taxonomy places the organism in Eukaryota, Metazoa, Chordata, Mammalia, Dermoptera, Cynocephalidae.
AUGGGGCCCAGUGGCCCAGGGUGGCAGGAAAGCCUGGACUACAACCAAACACCCAGCUGGCCCUCAGUCCCCUGGGCAGUGCUCCUUCCCCUGACCUGGAGGCUCCUGUCUGGGCUGGGGAAUGGGGUACUGAGGUCCCUGUGGAGCCCCUUGUCCCAGCCCAAGGCCCAGGCCAACAGAGCCAACCUCAUGCAGCCUCAGUGUCCUCCAGCGCAGGAGCCAAGCUCCGCCUCCCACCUGGACCUGCCGGAGAUGGAGAAGCUCCUCACCAAGGUAAAAGACAAGGAUGACAAGACCCUGAAUCUGUCCAAGUCCCUCUCGGGGGCUCUGGAUCUGGAGCAGAAUGGCCACAGCCUGCCCUUCAAGGUGAUCUCCAAGGGGCACCCGGAGGCCCCACUCUCCCGGUCCCCCUCCAGGGCCAGCUCGAGGCGGGCAUCCUCCACUGCCACCACCUCCUUCGCCCAGGACCAAGAAGUUCCCAAAGAUUACCUCAUCCUCGCCAUCGCCACUUGCUUCUGCCCCGUCUGGCCCCUCAACCUCAUCCCCCUCAUCUUCUCUAUCAUGUCCCGGAGCAGCGUGCAACAGGGGGACCUGGAUGGGGCCCGGAGGCUGGGCCGCCUGGCCCGGCUGCUCAGCAUCACCUUCAUCGUCAUGGGGACGGUCAUCAUCAUCGUGGCUGUGACUGUCAACUUCACAGGCUCCUUCGUCCUGCUGCUGCUUGUCAUUUUAGCCAGGACUCUUCCGAUGGCAAAGGACAACUACUGAACUCAAACUGGCAAAG